CUCGACUUAUCUAAUUCGCGAAUUCUUUCCAGCUCUAAAAGGAAAAUAACCUGAAUAUUCACCAGAAAAAUUAUUAUGAAAUCACAUGAGUAGUUUUAAAUUAAUGAAGUGUUUACUCAACACGUUGUCUACUUUAAAAAGAAAUUUUGGUGUGAAAGAUAUGACCGAUUCAGUCAAUAAAACGUGCAAAUGCUCAGAAACAAACACAAAACCUAAAUUAAAGAUCCUCGCAAUUCAUGGAUACCGCCAAAAUGCAGAAACUUUUAAACAAAAAACCGGGUCUUUUAGAAAAAUGGUACAUAAAUGGGCUGAAUUCACCUACAUUACUGCACCUCAUAAAGUUACUCUAAUUGAUGACCUUAAUCAAACAGAUGAUAUCAAUAUUGGCCAAAGUCAAGAUGAGGAACAGUAUGGAUGGUUUUUCAAUCGAGAUGAUCAUACGUUCAGAGGAAUACGAAAAGGGGGACCCGCGAUUGGAUUUGCAGACAGUGUAAAGUUUGUAGAAGAGGUUUUUGAGAAAGAAGGCCCUUUUGAUGGAAUUUUGGGCUUUUCCCAAGGAGCUUGUUUUGUAGGGCUUUUGUGCGAUUUGCAGCAAAGACACUUAACAAAAUGUAAGUUUAAUUUCGCGAUUAUGGCGUCUGGUUUCAAGUCAGGUUGUUUACCUCAUUUAAAAUAUUUUAUUGAAACUAUUACAUUGCCAAGUCUACAUGUAUAUGGAGAAAGUGAUAAAAUCAUUCCUACUGAAAUGAGUGGAACGCUAAGUGAGGCUUUUCUUGAACCAAGGAUUGUAAAACACCCUGGUGGUCAUUAUCUUCCCGCGACAGCUGCACAGAAACAUGCCUAUCAGAGUUUUUUCAGAGAUCAAUAUUUACGUGAAGACGAUGUAGAUGAUGAAACAAUUGUUUUCUAGGAUUAAUUAAUAAAAAUAAAUAAUUGGCCUUA
Messenger RNA from Tribolium madens (black flour beetle), 942 nucleotides. Its product is annotated as esterase AGAP003155. Gene Ontology annotation, biological process: response to retinoic acid. Bases 86 to 910 code for a protein of 274 amino acids. Gene Ontology annotation, cellular component: cytoplasm; nucleus. The transcript has 5 exons. NCBI's taxonomy places the organism in Eukaryota, Metazoa, Arthropoda, Insecta, Coleoptera, Tenebrionidae. The record is from RefSeq and is a predicted model, not a curated record.